Fopius arisanus is the source of this 1372-nucleotide messenger RNA. It is a transcript of the gene JMJD7, whose product is annotated as Jumonji domain containing 7. The coding region runs from base 20 to 997 and encodes 325 amino acids. The record is from RefSeq and is a predicted model, not a curated record. Gene Ontology annotation, molecular function: 2-oxoglutarate-dependent dioxygenase activity. Lineage: Eukaryota; Metazoa; Arthropoda; Insecta; Hymenoptera; Braconidae. The transcript is spliced from 4 exons.
UUUCGAUUGAAACUAGAGGAUGGAACAGACGUGUGAGCAACUGAUCAACAAUUACUGUCGAGUUAUAUCGCAGGAAGCAAAAGAGCUGUAUUUGAGAGAAGAAGUCGACACCCUAGACGCCAACAAGGAGUCUUUAACGGCCCUCCAAUUUCAUCAAAAAUACGUAUCAAAGAAUUUACCGCUAUUGAUAAAGAAUGGUGUGUUUAAUUGGCCAGCCGUGGGAACAUGGGGCGUCGAUUAUUUUCGGAGGAAAAUUCCUGAAAAAAAAAUUACAGUGGCAGUCACUCCAACUGGAUAUGCCGAUGCAAUUGCACGUAACGAGGAAGACGAUGAAGAGUACUUCGUGAUGCCGGAGGAGAGGGAGAUGACCAUGUCAGAAUUUCUCGAUAAUUUGACAACCCCCAGGGACGAUGAAGUACUUUACAUUCAGAAGCAGAACUCGAAUUUUCAGGAGGAAUUCCACGAGCUGUGGAGAGAUGUUCAAGAGCCGAAAUGCAUUUCCGAGGCCUUUGGCAAAAAUCCCGAUGCCAUUAAUUUCUGGAUGGGGGAUAAACGAGCCGUUACGUCUAUGCAUAAAGAUCCAUACGAAAAUAUUUAUUGUGUCGUAUCUGGAGAGAAAGAGUUUAUCCUGCACCCUCCGACAGAUUUGCCUUGGAUUCCGUACAGAAAGUAUCCUUCAGCAGUUUAUAAAAGAGACAAAUCUUCUUGGAAAAUUCAGUCAGUCCCUCAAAACCAUUCAGACGACUCCAGCGGAGGAGACUAUAUUCCUUGGAUCACCGUCGAUCCCCUGAAGCCAGAUUAUGUGAGGUACCCGAUGUAUAAGAAUGCGACUACAGUCAAAGUGUCAGUUCAGGCUGGGGAUGUCCUCUACCUUCCUUCAUUAUGGUUCCACCACGUUCAACAAUCCCAAGCCUGCAUAGCCAUCAACUUCUGGUAUGAUAUGGAGUACGAUCUAAAAUAUGUGUACUUCAAGGGCUUAGAAUUGCUUACGCAAUGAAGUAGAAAAUCAAUUUAAAUUCAAAACAAGAUUCUCCAUUCAUAAAAAACAUUUACCAAUACAAAAAAUAACGGAAGAAUGCAAACGAGAUAUUCAUUGCAAUUUUACUAAUGUCCAUCACUGUCUGAAAAUACAUCACAUUAUUAGUGUUCUAUAGAAUAUUAAAUAAUUAUGUUGUAUGAAUUAUAUUACGGUGUCAGCGAACGCGUGGUGGUGAUAGUUGCAUAUAGUUGAAUUUUCCGAAUUCGCUUCCCCUGCAAUCAACAUCUGCCACUAGCUAGUUUUAAUUAAAAACUUACGUGUGAUUGUAGCGAUAAUAGUUAUGUAAAUAAAAGAAUUCUAAAGGUCUGGGGCUAGUCUCAUUUCAAAAUAUAG